Symbiodinium sp. CCMP2456 is the source of this 1596-nucleotide messenger RNA. NCBI's taxonomy places the organism in Eukaryota, Dinophyceae, Suessiales, Symbiodiniaceae. The record is from the annotation of a GenBank genome assembly.
AUGGGAGCUUGCGCCACCAAGAACCAGGUUCUCCACAAGAAAAGUGGCAGCUUUUGUCAAGAUGGACCUGCGGGCAAGCGAAGGAAGCACGAUCGACAGCAAGAUCUUCCAACCAUGUUGAAUGGAGUGUCGGGUACUCGGAGCACAUCUCAUGACGCGCUGUCUCGUGCGCAGCUGAUCCUGAACCACUCGGGGGAUGUGCGGGACAUCUACAAAAUCGAGGCAAGAAAGCUUGGUGAAGGAACCUACGGUUCCGUUUCCAGCGCCGUGCACAAGCAGACUGGUGUGGUUCGUGCCAUCAAGACUAUGUCCAAGGGGCAGAUGAAGAACGUGGCUCGCUUCAAGCAAGAGGUCGCCAUCAUGAAGGUCAUGGAUCACCCGAACAUCAUCAAACUCUUCGAGACCUUCGAAGAUCGAAGACACAUCUACCUGGUGAUGGAGCUCUGCUCGGGGGGAGAACUCUUCGACCGGAUCAUCGAGGCCGGCCACUUCAGGGAAUCCGACGGCGCCAUUGUGGCGUCCCACAUCCUGCAUGCUAUCUUCUACAUGCACAAGAUGGAUGUCUGCCAUAGAGAUCUGAAGCCGGAAAACUUCCUGUUCCUGACCAAGGACUCGAUCGACAAGAAUAUCCUCAAGCUGAUAGACUUUGGGCUCUCCAGCCCCGCCUCCGAUGGGAAGGUCAUGUCCACGAAGGCCGGGACGCCGUACUACGUGGCGCCGCAGGUGCUGCAGGGGAAGUACGACAAAUCCUGUGACUUGUGGAGCUGCGGGGUGAUCAUGUAUACCAUGCUCUGUGGAUAUCCUCCCUUCUACGGGAAGACGGACCACGAGGUGCUUCACAAGGUGAAGUCUGGCAACUUUACCUUCGAUCAGAAGGAUUGGAAGAAUGUCUCAGACGAUGCGAAGGCACUGAUAAGGAUGCUGAUCAAGUUUGAUCCAGCUGAGCGCUACACGGCUGAGCAGGCACUGCAGCACGAGUGGAUCAGGUGCCGGGCACCGCGAUCAACCACAGCAUCACUGCAGGCCGGUAUUGUGGACAACCUUCGUGCCUUCCAGAACCAGCACAAGAUGAAGAAGGCCGCCUUGCAGAUCAUCGCAGGCCAGCUCAGCGAGGAGAAGAUCAAGGCCCUGCGGGAGAUUUUUGUGGCACUGGACGCCAACGGCGACGGCUGCCUCGCGGCAGAUGAACUUAGGGAUGGGAUGGCCAAGGCUUCCUUGGGCGAACUGAUGUCCAAGGUGGACCUCGACGCCAUCAUCGAAGGCGUGGACGCAGAUGGCAGCGGCAUGAUCGACUAUACAGAAUUCCUGGCUGCUACGCUUGACCGGAAGUGUUACUUGCAGGAGGAUGUUUGCUACAAUGCCUUCAGUGUCUUCGACCAAGACGGAGACGGCCAGAUCACUUUGGAGGAGCUGAAGACGAUCCUUGACAACGGCAACAUGGACGAGGCCCUGGGAAGCAAAACCUCGGAGGAUAUUCUCAAGGCCGUGGAUGCCAAUGGCGACGGCUCCAUAGACUUCCAGGAGUUCAUGGACAUGAUGCGUGGUGACAAAGCUCCCGCUUUGGAUAUCAAGGCAGUUCCCACGCAGGCUCUCUGA